This is a messenger RNA of Fusarium mangiferae, 1131 nucleotides long. RefSeq lists its product as uncharacterized. Gene Ontology annotation, biological process: purine nucleoside catabolic process. The transcript has 4 exons. Gene Ontology annotation, cellular component: cytosol. NCBI's taxonomy places the organism in Eukaryota, Fungi, Ascomycota, Sordariomycetes, Hypocreales, Nectriaceae. Bases 1 to 1131 code for a protein of 376 amino acids. Gene Ontology annotation, molecular function: purine nucleosidase activity. The record is from RefSeq and is a predicted model, not a curated record.
AUGUCUGAAGGUCAGGUGCCUGUUUGGCUGGAUUGUGAUCCAGGUCAUGAUGACGCUUUCGCUAUUCUUCUGGCGGCUUAUCAUCCUCAGAUCAGAUUGCUCGGUGUCUCAACGGUCUUUGGCAAUGCAUCUCUUGAAAACACUACACAUAAUGCUGCCUCCAUCCUCACCGCCAUUGGUAUGCAUGAUAUUCCUCUGUAUAUCGGCCUGGGUAAGGCUCUUGAACGUCCUGCCCUUCAUGCACCAACGGAUAUCCACGGUGUUUCUGGCUUAGAUGGCACCGACCUUCUUCCUGAGCCACUCGUAACCCCCUCUCAUAUCCCGGCUGUUGAGGCGAUGGCGGAGGCCCUCCGUGCUCAACCCGCUGGUACAGCGUGGAUUGUUGCAACGGGUGCGCUGACGAACGUUGGGGCUCUGCUCCGUGCGUAUCCAGAGCUUAUCAGUCACAUUAAGGGUGUCAGUCUUAUGGGAGGCUCUAUUGGCGACAAUUUCUCAGAUGCACCGCUCGGUGAAGUUGAUGGUCACCCUAGAAUCGGAAACUACACGCCUUGGGCUGAGUUCAACAUCCUCGUUGACCCAGAAGCUGCUGCUACGGUGUUCCAUACCAAAGAGAUCGCUGCCAAAACUACGAUUGUGCCCCUCGAUCUCAGCCAUCAGGUGUUGGCGACAUCGGAGGUGAGAGAGAUGCUGCUGUACGGCCCCGAUGCUGAGCGGACAGGUCCCGGGAAGACAACUCUCCGUACCAUGCUUGUUGAGCUCCUUUACUUCUUUGCUCAAACAUAUGCUGACACCUUCGGUAUUACCGCUGGACCCCCUCUGCAUGAUCCUAUUGCCGUUGCUGCUGUACUUUUUGGCACCGAAAAUGAGAUUCCCUUCUUCGAGUGGGACGCCAAGCACAGUCAGCCCCCUGAGCAUAAUGAACGCUUCGAAGUCACUGUCAUAACUGAGGGCACGUUCGAAGAGGCUAAGGAGGGUAGGCAGACAGGUCGCACAUUGGCCAAGUUGCUUCCGCCAGGUCAACAAGGUGUUAGAAUUCCUCGGGGAGUCGACACUGCCAAAUUCUGGCAGGUUAUCGAAGAGUGCAUUGAGCGAGCAGACGCAAAAAAUGCUGCUCUUGCGCUUGCGAAGUAG